Jaculus jaculus (lesser Egyptian jerboa) is the source of this 1788-nucleotide messenger RNA. RefSeq names its product phosphatidylcholine transfer protein (gene Pctp). Lineage: Eukaryota; Metazoa; Chordata; Mammalia; Rodentia; Dipodidae. The coding region runs from base 1 to 645 and encodes 214 amino acids. The record is from RefSeq and is a predicted model, not a curated record. Gene Ontology annotation, molecular function: phosphatidylcholine binding; phosphatidylcholine intramembrane carrier activity. The transcript has 6 exons.
AUGGCGUGCGCCGAGGGCUGCUUCGCGGAGGAGCAGUUCCGGGAGGCCUGCGCCGAGCUCCAGCAGCCGGCGCUGGCCGGGGCGGACUGGCAGCGGCUGGUGGAGGCCUCGGGCAUCACCAUCUACCGGCUGCUGGACCAGCCGACUGGCCUCUAUGAGUACAAAGUCUUCGGUGUUCUGGAGAAUUGCCCACCCGCUCUACUUGCAGACGUCUACAUGGACUUAGAAUACAGGAAACAGUGGGACCAGUAUGUUAAAGAACUUUAUGAAAAGGAUUGCGACGGGCAGAUGGUGGCCUACUGGGAAGUGAAGUACCCUUUCCCCAUGUGCAACAGAGACUAUGUCUACAUCCGCCAGCGCCGCGACCUGGAUGUGGAAGGGCGGAAAAUCCACGUGGUCUUGGCUAAGAGCAUCUCCGUGCCUCAGUUUCCUGAGAAGUCAGGUGUGAUCCGAGUGAAGCAGUACAAACAAAGCCUGGCUAUUGAGAGCGACGGCAAGACGGGGAGCAAAGUUUUCAUGUGUUACUUCGAUAACCCAGGUGGCCAAAUUCCGUCCUGGCUCAUUAACUGGGCAGCCAAGAAUGGAGUUCCAAACUUUUUGAAGGACACCGCAAAAGCCUGUCAAAACUACCUCAAGAAAGCCUAAGAAGGAGAACUGGACCUUGGCAUCCAUGGAGUGACAUCUCUGGAAAUGCUACAACCCAUUGAUGCUCAUCUUCCUCUCACAUGUCCGUCUUCAGAGGCCUCCGUGCCCUCCAGCACAUAUUUCAAGGCAUGCUUGCUGUACACCUCACUCUUAUGCCUGCCUUCUUUCCCACCGGACCUCCGUAGGCUAACUGCCUCCUUCUACUAUUGAAUAGGAGGCCUUUACUUGUUUAUUUCUCAGUAGAGAAGUUCUCAGUGGGGAACAUUCCACUGUGCCAUUGGAGGGGGUUGGGCAGGUAGAGGAAAGGCAAAAAAAAAAAAAAAAAAAAAAAGCGCAAGAGUGACCAUUCCUGGCAAGCUGCUUCCUUUUUAGAAUGUACCUCUUUGUACCUUCUGGAUGUGGCCUUUGACCUUCUGUGCCCUACCUUAGAGACACAGGCUGAUGUCCAUCCUCUUCAUGCUCUGUUACCUGGAAGAGGCUGGGCUGUGAGGUAAGAAGCUGGGCCGGCCCUGCUCUCACUUGUGGAGGAGCAUCUCCUCUGACAUCAGACUGUCUUGAGAAGCAUCACAGGCCUGACUGAGCACAUGAUGUGGUGACCACUUUGCCCUCAUCAUCCUUAUCUGAGUUUUUCUUUAUUCCAUAGGCCACUGGGGAAAAGCUCCCUAUUCCUCAUUAGCUGUGUAUCUGGCUGCAAACCUGAGGCAUCUAGAGCAAAGAGGGCUCGUGAUAACACUGUAAUAGUGUCUUUCUGUGUAGUAAGCUGACUUUCCCUUCUAAGAAUGCUUGGAGAUAAUGAAAGAACAAUAGUAGUCUACAGUCAGGUAAAAUGUAAUGAUUUGGUGGACCAUGUCCCUUUUUCAAGGGAAUUCUACCUCUUCCACAGACUCAAGUGCUUACAGAGAUGUGUGUUUUGUCCUCCAUUUUGGUAGGGAAAGAUAUUCUGUAGACAAGGCACAGCCUUAAUGAUCUCAGGGAAAAAAUUUUAAUCACUAUAUGUGAUGGUACCAAACCUUGAUUGACAGACAUAGAUAUGUAGGUUCCAAAGCCCAGAAAAGGGAUUGUUCAAAUGGGAUUCCUUACUGAAUAUCUCCUCUGAGAAGAAAGAUGUGUUCUACAAUGAAUAAACAGAAUGACCUACUUACA